ACCUCGAGACAUUGACCACGACUAUAAAACGGUCCAAAGUCUGCAAGCAGACGUCCCGCAGCCAUGACUGAGCCACCGGUUAUCAUUUCGGAACAUCAAGUCUCUCGUCUGUUACACUACGGGGAGCUUGUCCCUCGCCUGGAGGAAGCUUUGGCCAAGUUUUCUCGAAGGGACGUUUCGGAGGUGAUCCAACCCGUGAGGGCUACUUUGCCGUUGAAGAAAGUUAACGGAUACAUGUGUUUGAUGCCGGCGUACAUGGGAAACGAUGGAAUCUUGAGCACAAAGUUUGUGGGUGUCUACAACCGUGAGAAAGGUUCAAAACUGCCUUCGGUUCAAGCAACGGUGGUGCUGCUGGACCCCGAGAGCGGAAGCAUGAAGGCCGUGAUCGAGGGAAACGUCAUCACGUGCAUGAGGACAGCCGCGGUGUCAGCCAUCUCCGCCAAGUUGCUGAUGCCUGCCCAAGCAAAGGUGCUGGCCAUCUUGGGAACAGGAAAACAAGCCCAGAGCCACUACAGUGUGUUCACUGAGAUGUUUUCAUUUCAAGAGGUGCGUGUGUGGGGCCACAGGAAAGAAGGGAUGGACAGGUUUCGGAGCUCCAUCAAUGGUCCGGUUACCCUCUGCGACUCCGCCGAAACAGCAGUGACGGGAGCUGACGUUAUAGUGACGGUAACCUCAAGCUCAGAGCCAGUGCUCUUGGGGCACUGGGUCAAACCGGGAGCCCAUGUGGCAGCGGUGGGUGCUUGCAGGCCAGACUGGCGAGAGAUGGAUGACGUUCUGAUGAAGGAGGCGGUGGUGUAUGUUGACAGCAGGGAGGGAGCCAUGGUCGAGUCUGGUGACAUCAUUCUCUCCGGGGCGGAAGUGUUUGCAGAGCUGGGAGAAGUUAUCAGCGGAGGAAAACCUGCAUUAAGAGAGAAGACAACAGUGUUUAAAUCACUUGGGCUGGGGAUUGAAGAUGCAGUGAGUGCCAAGCUGGUGUUUGACCAAUGGAAAUCAACAACCAACCACCCUUGAAGACACUUACCUCCAAUUUUAUUUUGCACCCAUUACCUGUAUCAUCAGUACUCGGGAGGUGGGGGGGCUCUCUGGUGAUCUGGAGCCUUUCCAACCUGACUUUAGCCUAGAAGUGCAAAACACCCAGAACCUGCUGCCACUCAACCAUAGGGCACUGCAUUGACAAACAACCAAUUACCAUGCUGCAGUCAAUGCAAAUUAUUCAAAAUAAAAAUAAACACAAAAGUGUUUUUGAUGACUUUAUUUACUUAUAAAACACGGAAUUAUACCAUAUCAGGCAAAAAAAAAAAGUAAAUCAAGUGUGCACAAUGAUACUUCACUGAUACAAGGAGUCAACUUGAUCAUUGCUCAUUUUUGGGGGGCUGGGGGGGUGAUUCAAGCAUAACAGCUGAUGAUUACAGCGUACACACACUGCAAACAGGUGGGCUCGCAAUAAAACAA
This is a messenger RNA of Hippocampus comes (tiger tail seahorse), 1452 nucleotides long. It is a transcript of the gene crym, whose product is annotated as crystallin, mu. The coding region runs from base 64 to 1011 and encodes 315 amino acids. Gene Ontology annotation, cellular component: cytoplasm. NCBI's taxonomy places the organism in Eukaryota, Metazoa, Chordata, Actinopteri, Syngnathiformes, Syngnathidae. The record is from RefSeq and is a predicted model, not a curated record. Gene Ontology annotation, biological process: thyroid hormone metabolic process. The transcript is spliced from 8 exons. Gene Ontology annotation, molecular function: thyroid hormone binding.